UUUUCCGGAAGUCUUCAUUCUGCAGCCGGUUGUUUUAUUUCUUUACCGGAUCAUUACCGGGUUUUAACGGUUUUAACGGUUUUAACGGUUUUAACGGUUUUAAACGUGUCGGAUUAAAGUGUGUUGCCACGGUAACCAGGCGGUCUGAUCACCUGAGGGAACACCUGCCGCCACCGGAAACACACGAGGCUUUACGGACUCCGAACUGACCGAAACUCCACCGGGACUCACCUGUCCGGAGUCUCACCUGGUUCACCUGGUCUGGUUUAGCCGCAGAGAGUUCCGGUAGAGGUUAUUAUGGGAUGUUAGUGACCGGAGUUUGGAGCUCGAGCCGUCGGGAUUAUGUCGGUGAACGAGUUGUUCACAAAGUACACCCGGGUCUGGAUCCCCGACCCGGAGGAGGUGUGGAAGGCUGCAGAGAUCAUCAGAGACUAUAAAGAAGGAGAGUCCAUCCUUCACCUCAAGCUAGAGGAUGAGACGCCUCUGGAGUACCCCGUGGGUCCGAAGAGUAACCCUCUUCCUUUCCUGCGUAACCCCGACAUCCUGGUGGGGGAGAAUGACCUCACGGCGCUCAGCUACCUGCAUGAACCCGCCGUCCUGCACAACCUCAAGGUCCGCUUCCUGGAGCCCAACCACAUCUACACGUACUGCGGGAUCGUGCUGGUGGCCAUCAACCCGUACGACCAGCUGCAGAUCUACGGCGAGGAGGUGAUCCGGGCCUACAGCGGUCAGAACAUGGGCGACAUGGACCCUCAUAUCUUUGCUGUGGCUGAGGAGGCGUACAAGCAGAUGGCCAGAGACGAGAGGAAUCAGUCCAUCAUCGUGAGCGGAGAAUCCGGAGCAGGGAAGACGGUUUCUGCGAAGUACGCCAUGCGUUUCUUCGCCACGGUGGGCGGCUCGGCUAACGACACUAACGUGGAGGAGAAGGUGCUCGCCUCCAGCCCCAUCAUGGAGGCUAUCGGAAACGCUAAAACCACUCGGAACGACAACAGCAGUCGCUUUGGGAAGUACAUCCAGAUCGGCUUCAGCCGCCAUUACAACAUCAUCGGAGCCAACAUGAGGACCUACCUGCUGGAGAAGUCCAGGGUGGUGUUCCAGGCUGAAGAUGAGAGAAACUAUCACAUCUUCUACCAGCUGUGUGCCUCCUCCAGUCUCCCAGAGUUCAGAGACCUCAGCCUCACCACCGCCGAAGAUUUCACCUUCACGUCUCUGGGGGAGAACAUCUUCAUCGAGGGCGUGAACGACGCUGACGACCUGAAGAAGACCAAAGAGGCCUUCACGCUGCUGGGGAUAAAGGAAGGCAGUCAGAGCAGCAUCUUUAAAGUCGUUGCCUCCAUCCUCCAUCUGGGAAACAUCGAGAUCUGCUCGGAGCGAGACGGAGAGUCCUGUCACGUCUCGGGAGACGACCUCCACCUGCAGCACUUCUGCAGGCUGCUGGGGGUGGAGCUGCAGCAGAUGGAGCACUGGCUCUGUCACAGGAAGCUGGUCACGGCGUCCGAGACCUACGUGAAGAACAUGUCCAGCAAGCAGGCGGAAAACGCCCGCGACGCCCUCGCCAAACACAUCUACGCUCGCAUGUUCGACUGGAUCGUGGAGCACAUUAACAAGGCCCUGCACACCUCCGCCAAACAGCACUCCUUCAUCGGAGUCCUGGACAUCUACGGCUUCGAGACGUUCGACAUCAACAGUUUUGAGCAGUUCUGCAUCAACUACGCCAACGAGAAACUCCAGCAGCAGUUCAACUCUCAUGUGUUCAAGCUGGAGCAGGAGGAGUACAUGAAGGAGCAGAUCCCCUGGACUCUGAUCGACUUCUACGAUAACCAGCCCUGCAUCGACCUGAUCGAGGCUCGACUCGGCAUCCUGGACCUGCUGGACGAGGAGUGUAAGGUGCCGAAGGGGACGGACCAGAACUGGGCCCAGAAGCUCUACAAGCAGCACUCCAGCAGCGCUCACUUCCAGAAACCUCGUAUGUCCAACAUCUCCUUCAUCAUCCUGCACUUCGCUGACGAGGUGGAGUAUCAGUGUGACGGCUUUCUGGAGAAGAACAGAGACACCGUCUACGAGGAGCAGAUCAACAUCCUGAAGGCCAGUCAGUUUCAGCUGGUCGCUGAUCUGUUUCAUGAGAAGGACGCCGUCGCCCCCCCGAAGUCCUCCAGAGUGAACGUCAGACCCGCCAAGUCCACUCCCAGAGCCCCCAACAAGGAGCACCGCAAGACCGUGGGACACCAGUUCCGCAGCUCUCUCCACCUCCUGAUGGAGACUCUGAACGCUACGACUCCUCACUACGUCCGCUGCAUCAAACCCAACGACUACAAGGAGGCCUUCUCGUUCGACUCCAGGAGAGCAGUUCAGCAGCUCAGAGCCUGCGGAGUCCUGGAGACCAUCCGGAUCAGUGCAGCCGGGUACCCGUCCAGGUGGACGUACCCAGAUUUCUUCAGCAGGUAUCGAGUUCUGCUGAAGAAGUCCGACAUGAUGUUAGCGGACAAGAAGCUGGUGUGUAAGAAGCUGCUGGAGACGCUGAUCAAGGAGUCGGACAUGUUCCAGUUCGGUAAGACGAAGAUCUUCUUCAGGGCGGGGCAGGUGGCGUACCUGGAGAAGCUCCGGGCCGACAAGUUCCGCUCGGCCUGCAUCAAGAUCCAGAAGACGGUCCGAGGUUGGCUGCAGAGAGUUCGGUACCGCAAGAUCCGCAAGUCGGCCAUCACUCUGCAGAGAUACGGCCGAGGAUACCUGGCCCGCAGAUAUGCCGACUUCCUGCGUCAGACUCGAGCUGCCGUCAUCUGUCAGAAACAGUACCGCAUGGUGAGAGAUCGACGGGCCUUCCUGAGGGUGAGACAGGCUGUGGUCACCAUCCAGGCCUACACCAGAGGGAUGUACACCCGCCGCAUCUACUGGGAGUUCCUCCUGCACCACAAGGCCAUGAUCAUCCAGAAGUACGUCCGCCGCUGGCUGCAGAGGAUGAAGUUCAGACGAGCGCGCGACGCCGCCGUCACCAUCCAGUGUGCGUUCAGACGCGUGCGAGCGAAGCGACGGCUGCAACAGCUGAAGAUCGAAGCUCGCUCCGCCCAACACCUGAAGAAGCUCAACACCGGCAUGGAGAACAAGAUCGUCCAGCUGCAGAGGAAGAUGGACGACCAGUCCAAGGGGCUGAGGACUCAGAACGAGCAGCUGGUGCUGGUGAACACCGGUCUGGGGUCAGAGGUCAACAAGCUGCAGAAACAGCUGGAGCUGGUCCGGAGUCAGCAGGGAGGAGGAGGACAGCUGUCCUCCCUGCAGGACGAGCUGGUGACACUCAGAGACCAGCUGCAGGAGGCGUCCGUCAACAGGAAGAGGCUGGAGGACGAGCACGGCACCGAGAAGAUGGACCUCAGACAGAGGGUGGAGGAGCUGGAGACGGAGAACGCUCUGCUGAAGAAAGACAAAGAAGAGAUGAACCAGAAGAUCCUCCAGCUGUCAAAGAGCUCCGGAGACGACAGCAGGGUGUCUCAGAGGGAGACGUCUCUGCAGAAGGAGAUGGACGAUGAGAGGCAGCGGUACCAGAACCUCCUCAAAGAGUUCUCCAGACUGGAGCAGAGAUACGACAACCUGAAGGAGGAGGUGUCUCUGAGCAAGUUCCAGCCGGGCCACAAGAGGAACCCGUCCAAUCAGAGCAGCCUGGAGUCGGACUCUAACUACACGUCCAUCUCCACCUCUGAGGUCGGAGACACCGAGGACGCCAUCCAGCUGGUGGAGGACAUGGGAGUGGAGAAGGCUGCGAUGGACAUUAGUCUGUUCGUGAAGCUGCAGAAGAGAGUCCGAGAGCUGGAGCAGGAGAGGAAGAGACUGCAGGUCAACCUGGACAAGAUGGAGGAGCUCUCCAAGCGCAGGGGAUCCAAGAGUUCCACCUCCGAGCAGGAGAACGCUGAUCUGGCCUACAACACCCUCAAGAGAGAGGAGCUGGAAUCAGAGAACAAGAAACUGAAGAACGACCUGAACGAGGUGAGGAAGACCAUCGCCGAGCGGGCGUCUCAGAACAACUCGUCCAACGAGCUGCAGGACGGCUACAACCUGCUGCUGAGUCAGCUCAAAUCAGCCAAUGAGGAGCUGGACGCCCGCAAGGAGGAAGUCCUCAUUCUGAGGACGCAGAUCGUCAGCGACGCCCAGCUACGGGAGAAGAACGACCACAUCCAGGAAAGUAAUAAAGUUGCUGAACUGAACAACAGCAAAGAGCCGGUGGACAAAGAGGAAGCUCUGGAGGCGUAUCACGGCCUGUGUGAGUCCAAGAAGCUGCUGGAGGCUCAGCUGCAGACUCAGUCCAGGCAGCACAACGACGAGCUGGAAGCUCUUCACACUCAGAUCGAGCUGCUGAGAGACGACAUCGAGAAGAAGCAGGAGAUCCUCAACUACACCGCCUCGCUGUCUCCGGAGGCGCUGGUGGAGUACAGCGUCCAGCAGGAGAUCACACGACUCACCAACGACAACCUGGACCUCAAGGAGCUGGUGGAGAAACUGGAGAAGAACGAGAGGAAGCUGAAGAAGCAGCUCAGAAUCUACAUGAAGAAAGUCCAGGAGUUAGAAGUGUCUCAGGCUGCAGUUCAGAGCAGCAGGUCCAGACCGGAGCUGCUGCGUCAGGUGACCGUCCAGAGGAAGGAGAAGGACUUUGAGGGGAUGCUGGAGUACUACAAGGAGGACGAGGUCCUGCUGCUGAAGACACUGAUCACAGACAUCCGUCCCAACACGGUGUCGUCUACAGUCCCCUGUCUGCCAGCUUACAUCCUCUUCAUGUGCAUCCGCCACGCCGACUACGUCAACGACGACCAGAAGGUGGAGUCUCUGCUCACCUCCACCAUCAACGCCAUCAAGAAGGUCCUCAAGAAAAACAACGAAGACUUUGAGAUGACGUCCUUCUGGUUGGCCAACACCAGCCGGCUGCUUCACUGUCUGAAGCAGUACAGCGGAGACGAGGUGUUUAUGACGCAGAACUCGGGCAAACAGAACGAACACUGUCUGAAGAACUUCGACCUGGCCGAGUACCGACAGGUGCUGAGUGACCUGUCCAUCCAGAUCUAUCAGCAGCUCAUUAAGGUGGCAGAAGGCAUCAUCCAGCCCAUGAUCGUGUCGGCCAUGUUGGAGAGCGAGAGCAUCCCCAGCCUGGCGGGGGUGAAGCCGAUGGGCUACAGGAACCGUUCGUCCAGCAUGGACACGGACGCCGGCGGCCCCAGCAGCUACACCCUGGAGGCCCUGAUCAGGCAGCUGGGACAGUUUCACGGCACCAUGCGGGACCACGGUCUGGACCCGGAGAUCGUGGGUCAGGUGGUUCGACAGCUCUUCCACUGCAUCGACGCCAUCACCCUCAACAACCUGCUGCUGCGCAAAGACGUGUGCUCCUGGAGCACCGGCAUGCAGCUCAGGUACAACACCAGUCAGAUGGAGGAGUGGCUGAGAGGGAACAACCUGUACCAGAGUAACGCUGCAGCCACUCUGGAGCCGAUCAUCCAGGCCGCUCAGCUGCUGCAGGUCAAGAAGAAGACGACUCAGGACGCCGAGGCCAUCUGCUCGCUGUGCACCGCCCUCUCCACGCAGCAGAUCGUGAAGAUCCUGAACCUCUACACUCCUCUGAACGAGUUUGAAGAGAGAGUCACCGUGUCCUUCAUCAGGAACAUCCAGAAUCGUCCUCAGCAGAGGACCGAUGCUCCUCAGCUCCUGAUGGACACCAAGCACGUGUUCCCCGUCCUCUUCCCGUACACGCCGUCAGCCCUCAGCCUGGAGACGCUGCACAUCCCUGCCUCCCUGGGCCUCGACUUCCUCAUCAGGGUCUGAAGGUCCCUGAAGGUCCCACAGCAGACCUGCUGUUAGUCCAGGACCAGGACACACUGACCCCACAUCACCUUUAGUCCAGGACCGACUGACGUAAGAGACAGAAUGAACAGAAGUGAACGGGAAACAGGAGACAGGAGAGAGUCCAGCAGGAUGAAGAAGGUCAGUGAGAAGUUUGAGGAAAGCUCAGGAAGGACGGAGAGACAGAGUGGUAAUGCUUUACAUGGUUAUCUGUGUAAGGAGACGUCUUUACAUCUAACAAACACUACGAGACCGCUCACAUGCAGGACACUGACAGUUACAUCCUUUAUUCACUCGUUGUCUCAGAGACUCCUUUCUCUCCGUGUCGGGGUGGAAACUGAAUAAACGAAGCGUGUGAAGUGGAGGAAGUGGUCCAGUCGGUUUUACAGGAACACGUUCUAUCAGUCUGGAUCAUUAAAGCUCACUCUGACACCUUUAAUCAAUCAGAAGUGAUCAAUACUCUAUUGAUCUCUAUCGUCUCUAUUGAUAAUCAGCUGGAUACGAAGCGGCACGGCACGCCUAGGAGUUGUUGAGAUAUAUAUAUAUAUAUAUAUUUAAAA
Sebastes umbrosus (honeycomb rockfish) is the source of this 6374-nucleotide messenger RNA. It is a transcript of the gene myo5b, whose product is annotated as myosin VB. NCBI's taxonomy places the organism in Eukaryota, Metazoa, Chordata, Actinopteri, Perciformes, Sebastidae. Gene Ontology annotation, molecular function: ATP binding; actin filament binding; microfilament motor activity. The record is from RefSeq and is a predicted model, not a curated record. The coding region runs from base 343 to 5796 and encodes 1817 amino acids. Gene Ontology annotation, cellular component: vesicle; actin cytoskeleton; cytoplasm. Gene Ontology annotation, biological process: vesicle transport along actin filament; actin filament organization. The transcript has 39 exons.